AUGGAAAGUGACAAGCAAAAUAAUUCCUUCGACAUCGUAAGCUGCUUACCUUCUGAAAUAGUUACCAACAUAUUCAAUAGACUGGAUGGCAAAGACAUCCUGGCGGCAUCAGAAGUGUCUACAAAAUGGCGAAACUUCAUCGCUGAAUCAUCGCAUUGUCUUCGAAAAAUCACGCUCAACCUCAGACAAAUGAUACUAAGUAAUGUUAAAAACCCUCUUUAUAUUUUAACUAAUAAUCCUCGAAGUUAUGAGAGCAUUUUUGCACCUGGAGUUAACUUCUGUAAGAAGAGCAAAGUUGCAAUCAUAAUGAGUACUUCAACACGAUGGAAGAACAUCAAAAUAGAAUCAUCUGAAUUCCAUGCCAGGUUGGAUUAUUCUGAUUUCUUCUCAAGAGUUGAGGAAACAUUGGAGGAUCUUCGUAUGAAAAUGGUUAAAGUUAAAGAUCAUUCUUACAGUAAGUUAGUUCGAGAUAUGAAAUUUUCUAAGCUUACAAUCUUACAAGCCUACGAUGUUGAACAUUUCUUUUAUGAGAACGUCUUCGUCAACCUAACAACGUUGAGGCAGUUGCUUCUCAGAGAUAGAAGACUCAAAGCGAGCUCAAAAGAUGCCAUCGUUCAACUUCUUAGGAGAAACAACGAUUUGAAAGUUUUAGAGUUGAGCGACUCUUGCUUUACUGAUGUCAUGGAAACUCAGAAUAUAAUCAAUGGAAUUCAGUUUAAACUUGAAAAAUUGAUUAUCGGUGGUGAUUUCUACGAUUCAUUCAAUUAUUUUAAAAAUUUAAGAAAUAAUUUUGUCAGAUUUCUCUCAUCACAAAAGCAUACUUUGACGUCCCUCGUCUUCCAUUCCUGGAUGGGACUGAGUGUCUUAAAAUAUGUUUAUCAGCUUCCAAAUUUAAAGUUUCUUUGUAUUAAAAAUGUUGACAGAAUCAAUGAACUUAUUGAUUGGACUUAUGUCACCUUGCCAAAAAGUAAUUCACUGGAAAGGGUGACACUCAUUGAUUUCCCAGGUAGUCUUGAAUUAAUGAAGACAUUCGCAACAGCGACUGCAAAUGCUAAUUUUAACGUCACUUUUAAUCCCUACGCAAAGUUUGAUCAACGCAUCGAGAUUUUGUAUAGGAUUAGAAGAAUAUUUGGCAAAAGUUUGAACUUGAAGUUUACAAAUUGGUACUAA
Clunio marinus is the source of this 1170-nucleotide messenger RNA. NCBI's taxonomy places the organism in Eukaryota, Metazoa, Arthropoda, Insecta, Diptera, Chironomidae. The record is from the annotation of a GenBank genome assembly.